Messenger RNA from Symbiodinium necroappetens, 713 nucleotides. The record is from the annotation of a GenBank genome assembly. NCBI's taxonomy places the organism in Eukaryota, Dinophyceae, Suessiales, Symbiodiniaceae.
GCGAUAUGGAUGGCGACGACAAUUGCAUCACCACGCAACUGGAGUUGGUUGAGUUCUUGCGCUUCACGAAACCUUGGGAGGACAAGCCGAACUGGGAGGACAUUGGACGCCAGGCUCUUCAUGGCCGGGAGGGCGUUAAGCCUGGCUUUUGCGCGGUUCCCGUUGGCCCGGGACACGCCACCGCACGACCACGACAUUGUCUCGAGUGUGAGCUGCCGGGACGAAGCGGCUGUGACGGCCAGUCAGACGGCCCUUUUGAUGCAAGUCUUGGCCCACAAAGCAGCUGGGCAUGCAAGCUUUGUUUUUCGGUCACAGAUUGCCCGAAGCGUGGACUACUUGGCUCACGGCAAGGGGCUUCAGUGCUGCAUGGCGCUGUCUACCUCUGGCGGUGUGGCUUCAAGGGCAAGGCUGAAGAGUCGAUGAACAGUUUCCCGCAGGACAAGCAUGUUCUCGUGGCGGGAAGUGCAUGUGACAUGGGGCCCCCGGGUGUGUUCGGGAAGGCUUGGUUCCCACAGGACAAGAUUGCUCUGGGGGCCGAGUGCAUUCUGCGCCACAAGAGGAGGGUGGAUCACUGCGUGCUGACGGAACUCUCCCAUGUCUUGGUGCACAAGUCCGGCAUGAGCUCCGAGGACUGGUCCCAGAGGAAGCUUCUCACCGUGAGACGCAAAGUCAACGAAGUGCCGUACUUCGUGAUCCGUUGUCUCGCCCGUUAA